Molecule: messenger RNA, 2392 nt
Organism: Camarhynchus parvulus
Lineage: Eukaryota; Metazoa; Chordata; Aves; Passeriformes; Thraupidae
Gene: PYROXD2
Product: pyridine nucleotide-disulphide oxidoreductase domain 2
Molecular function (GO): oxidoreductase activity
Source: RefSeq, a predicted model, not a curated record
ACAGUUCUGGAUUCAAAGCCAAGCACAUUCCCAAACUGCCCCUUCUGCUGCUUUCAGGGCUAUGCUUGAGGCUGUGGGGAGGCCAAACUCUGUCUGUCCUGCCGUGCUUGGCCCAUCACCGCAGCCAUGUGCUCUGGAUCAUGCCUGGAGCACAGCAGGAGCUGGGAAUGGGGGCUCUCAGGCCCCCGCCUGCCUGCUCAGCACCGUCCUGGAGUACAGCCUGGGGAGCCCCUGGCACCCUGCUGAGCCCCGGGCAGGGUGUGGCCCCUUCUCAGCCCUGGGGCUCGUCUCCGGCCCCGCUGCAAGCGCGCAGCUAAACCGCGCCGGGUGCGCGCCUCGCGGCGGAUGCCCCUGUCCUGAGCGGCCUCCCCGCCUCCUCAAGGCGUUCCCCGCCCUGGCCCCCCGUCCCUCCCUGUGCCCGGAAGCUCUGGGAAAAGUUCCGCCGUGGAAGCAAAGUCCAGGCGGCCGGACAGAGCAGCCAUGGCCGGGCGCUGCGGGCUCCGGGGAGCGCUCGGUCCGGGCUGCUCGUCCCGCUGGCCGCAGGGCUGGCGUCCGACCCUGGGGCCGCCAGGAGCGCGUCUGGCCCAUGCCGGGGCUGCGGCCCAGCUGCAGCAGGAAUACGACGCGGUGGUGAUCGGGGCAGGGCACAACGGGCUGGUGGCAGCUGCCUACCUGCAGCGGGCAGGGCUGCGCACGGCUGUGCUGGAGAAGCGCCACGUGCUGGGCGGCGCCGCCGUCACCGAGGAGAUUGUGCCAGGGUUCAAGUUCUCCCGGGCAUCAUAUCUGCUCAGCCUGCUGCGACCACAAAUCUAUGCUGAUCUGGAGCUGCAGCGGCACGGUCUGAGGGUGCUCCCACGGGACCCCUACUCCUUCACCCCACUGCUGGAGGACAGGAGCCCUCCUCGCUCCCUUCUGCUGGGACAUGACAUGGCCCAGACUCAGCAGCAGAUUGCUCAGUUCUCCCAGAAGGAUGCCCAGGCCUACCCUGAGUAUGAGGCAUUCAUGGGGCGCAUGGUGUUGGCCCUUGACCCACUGCUGGAUGCCCCUCCAGUGGAUACAGCUGCCCUGGGAAAGGGUUCCCUGCUCCAGCAGCUCAGGAACCUGCUAUCCCUGAAGCCCUUGCUGCAGGCAGGGCUGGCACUGGGGCGGCAGCUGCCCCACUAUUACGAGGUGCUCACAGCUCCCAUCUCCAAGAUCCUGGAUCACUGGUUUGAGUCAGAACCCCUGAAGGCAACUCUGGCUACUGAUGCUGUGAUUGGAGCCAUGGCCAGCCCACACAGCCCUGGCAGUGGGUAUGUGCUGUUGCACCAUGUCAUGGGUGAGCUGGAGGGACGGCGCGGGGCCUGGGGCUACGUGGCAGGUGGGAUGGGAGCCCUGUCCCACGCCAUCGCCCAGGCAGCCACUGCCCGGGGAGCCCACAUCUUUGCUGAGAAGGCAGUGUGCCACGUGCUGCUGGGCAGGGCCGGGGAGGCGCAGGGUGUUGUGCUGCAGGAUGGGACAGAGGUGAGGAGCAAACUGGUGCUGUCCAAUGCCUCCCCCCAAAUCACCUUUCUGGAACUCAUUCCUCAGGAGCAGCUGCCCAAGGAUUUUGUCCAGCGGAUCCGGCAGCUUGACACACGCUCCCCUGUCACCAAGAUCAAUGUGGCAGUGGAUCGGCUGCCCAGCUUCCUGGCUGCCCCCAAUGCCCGUGAUGGCCAGCCCCUGCCCCACCACCAGUGCUCCAUACACCUCAACUGCCAGGGCACCCAGCUCCUGCACCAGGCAUUCACUGAGGCUGCCCACGGGCACCCCUCCAGCAGGCCCAUGAUCGAGCUCUGCAUUCCCUCAGUGCUGGACCCAGGGCUGGCCCCUCCAGGCUGCCAUGUCGUGUCCCUGUUCACACAGUACACCCCGUCCGUGCUGGCGGGCGGGCGGUGCUGGGACGAGCAGGCCAGAAAUGCGUAUGCAGACACGGUGUUUGACUGCAUCGAAGACUAUACCCCGGGGUUCAAGGCAUCUGUCAUUGGCAGGGACAUCCUGACACCACCAGACCUGGAGAGGAUCUUUGGGCUGCCUGGUGGAAACAUCUUCCAUGGAGGGAUGUCUCUGGACCAGCUGUACUUUGCCCGGCCGGUACCAUCCUACUCUGGCUACCGGUCCCCAGUUCCUGGCCUGUACCUGUGUGGAAGUGGAGCCCACCCUGGAGGAGGAGUGAUGGGAGCAGCAGGACGCAAUGCUGCCCAGGUGGCUAUCAAGGAUUUCAGGCACCUCUGAUGAGAUUGGUGGAAAUGACUUCACCAACACAACCAAGGGUUGUGACAGCAACGUGCCCUACUGAUGCCAUUGAGAGCCCUGCCCAUCCCCAGCACCUCAGGGCAGCAGCAUCUCCUGAGAGCUGGGUGUAGGCUGGCAG